GUUUUAACUUUUAUAAGCUGUGCUAUCCGUAAAUGUUGCCAUAAACACAAUUGUUUUUCUUUUCCUGUCAACAGCUGUCAAAUAGCUCCAAAAUGGUACAGCGGCUUACGUUCAGACGACGUUUGUCGUACAAUACUAAAUCAAACCAAAGGAGAAUAGUAAGGACUCCUGGUGGCCGUCUGGUCUACCAAUACGUUAAGAAGCCCAAGAAGAUCCCGAGAUGUGGCCAGUGCAAGAGCAAACUGCGCGGUAUCCAGCCUGCAAGGCCCGCUGAGCGUUCCCGCCUUUGCUACCGCAAGAAGACCGUCAAGCGCGUUUACGGAGGUGUUCUUUGCCACAAGUGCGUCAAGCAGCGCAUCGUCAGAGCUUUCCUUAUUGAGGAACAGAAGAUCGUCAAGGUCCUCAAGGCGCAACAGGCGAGCGUGAAGAGUGGCAAGAAGGCAACAAAGUAAAUGUUAGGCUAAAAAUAUAAAGGAAAAAUCAA
This is a messenger RNA of Helicoverpa zea (corn earworm), 484 nucleotides long. It is a transcript of the gene RpL34, whose product is annotated as 60S ribosomal protein L34-like. The record is from RefSeq and is a predicted model, not a curated record. The transcript is spliced from 3 exons. Lineage: Eukaryota; Metazoa; Arthropoda; Insecta; Lepidoptera; Noctuidae. Gene Ontology annotation, biological process: translation. Bases 93 to 452 code for a protein of 119 amino acids. Gene Ontology annotation, molecular function: structural constituent of ribosome. Gene Ontology annotation, cellular component: ribosome.